Molecule: messenger RNA, 354 nt
Organism: Helobdella robusta
Lineage: Eukaryota; Metazoa; Annelida; Clitellata; Rhynchobdellida; Glossiphoniidae
Exons: 1
Biological process (GO): homophilic cell-cell adhesion
Cellular component (GO): plasma membrane
Molecular function (GO): calcium ion binding
Source: RefSeq, a predicted model, not a curated record
AAUGUUGACGACAACCGCAACCCCAGCUAUCAAGUGGCAGUAGCAUGCGUGGACAAGGGCAGUCCACCCCUCAAAUCUACGGCACACCUUCUCGUUAGAAUUCAAGACCGAAACGACAACGCCCCAAUUUUUGACCCGCCCUCCUACGCAUUCUUCAUCCAUGAAAACAACCGCCCCGGCCUACCCAUCCUCACCGUCACAGCCACCGACAGCGAUCAGCCCAACCACCCCAACUCCAAAAUCGUCUACAGUCUACCGGAUGGCGAACUGUCUCGCGACCACAUCGCCAUCGAUCCUCACUCAGGUACAGUCUCGGCCAAGAUAAGUCUAGAUCGCGAGCACAACAGCAGCUAC